This is a messenger RNA of Trichechus manatus latirostris (Florida manatee), 943 nucleotides long. It is a transcript of the gene PNMT, whose product is annotated as phenylethanolamine N-methyltransferase. The record is from RefSeq and is a predicted model, not a curated record. The transcript has 3 exons. Lineage: Eukaryota; Metazoa; Chordata; Mammalia; Sirenia; Trichechidae. Gene Ontology annotation, cellular component: cytosol. Gene Ontology annotation, molecular function: phenylethanolamine N-methyltransferase activity. Bases 8 to 859 code for a protein of 283 amino acids.
GAGCAGCAUGAGCGGCGCAGACCCGAGCCAGGCUGCGGGCGCGGGCCCUGACUCGGACCUGGGCCGGAUGGCGGUCGCCUCAGCCUACCAGCGUUUCGAGCCCCGCGCCUACCUCCACAACAACUACGCGCCCCCUCGUGGGGACCUGAGCAGCCCGGACGGCGUCGGGCCUUGGAAGCUGCGCUGCCUGGCGCAGACCUUUGCCACAGGUGAGGUAACUGGACACACCCUCAUUGACAUCGGCUCAGGCCCCACCAUAUACCAGCUGCUCAGCGCCUGUGCUCACUUUGAAGACAUCACCAUGACAGAUUUCCUGGAGGUGAACCGCCAGGAGCUGGGGCUCUGGCUGCGGGAGGAGCCGGGGGCCUUCAACUGGAGCGUGUACAGCCAGCAUGUCUGCCUCAUCGAAGGCAAGGGUGAGUCCUGGCAGGAGAAGGAAUGCCAGCUUCGAGCCAAGGUGAAGCGGGUCCUGCCCAUUGAUGUGCACCAGUCCCAACCCCUGGGUGCUGGGAGCCUGGCACCUCUGCCUGCUGAUGCCCUGGUGUCCACCUUCUGCCUGGAGGCUGUGAGCCCAGACCUGACCAGCUUCCAGCAGGCCCUGGACCACAUCACUACUCUGCUGAGGCCUGGGGGGCACCUCCUCCUCAUCGGGGCCCUGGAGGAGUCAUGGUACCUAGCUGGGGAGGCCAGACUGGCGGUGGUCCCUGUGCAUGAGGAGGAGGUGAGAGAGGCCCUCCUGCGCAGUGGCUAUGAGGUACGGGACCUGCGCACCUACGUCAUGCCUGCCCACCUGCGGACCGGCGUGGAUGAUGUCAAGGGCAUCUUCUUUGCCUGGGCCCAGAAGAAGGUGGGAGUGUGAGAAGGCCAGUGUCCCCAGUGCCAGGGUGGCCCCCACCCUCCCAGAUUCCCUGAGGUGGCACCUAAUAAAGAAAACAUCCUCUGC